AUGACUUCUUCAUGCUACUUUUGCUUACUCUUUCUUGUGUCGUUUUUUCAUUUCUGUUUAUCCACUCAAAAUUUCAAUCAUGUACUAUGCAAGGAUGUCGAGAGGCAAGCACUUCUUCAAUUCAAGCAUGGUCUCAUAGAUGGUGCAGACAACCUUGCUCCUUGGGUGGAUGAGGAGAGAGAGUGUUGUAAUUGGGCGGGGAUUGUUUGUGCUAACUAUACGGGUCAUGUUCAACAGAUUCAUCUUCGUGGACUUGAUUAUACUUGUCACGCCAAAAUAUUCGCCCACACCAACAAGCGCAAGUUAGGAAGGGAUUUAAGUCCAUCCAUAUUGCAGCUAAAGCAACUCAGACAUCUAGACUUAAGCUGCAAUGAUUUUGAAGGGAUCCAAAUUCCCAGCUUUCUGGGUUCUCUUCGAAACUUAAGAUAUCUUAACCUCUCAAAUGCCGGAUUUGCUGGAAUCAUCCCUCCUCAACUGGGAAAUCUUUCAGAAUUGCAAGUCCUUGGUCUUAAAAGUUUUCAUGAUGAUGGUCAGUUAAGCAUGUUGAACAUGCAAUGGUUGUCAAGUUUACGUUUGUUGCGCCACCUGGAUAUGAGCGGCGUGGAUCUUAGCAAAGCAAUCGAUUGGUUUCAGGUCAUGAACACCCUCCCUUCUUUGGCCGAACUAUGUUUGUCUGAUUGUCAACUCUCCCAUGUACAUCCCCAUGUCCCUAGUCUUAAUAUCACAUCCCUUACCUUGCUUGAUCUUUCUCGUAACUAUUUGGUUAACAUUUCUAUGCCACGGUGGAUUUUUAGUACAACCAGUCUUGUUUCAUUAGAUUUAAGUUGGUGUAGUUUCCAAGGCCCUACUCAUAAUAGUAUUGAUGGCUUCCAUAACUUGACUUCUCUCAAGUUUCUUCAACUCUCCAGGAACAAUUUAAUGAAUUCUUCAUUAGUAUUAGGUAGUAAUCUCCUCUCAUUAGAUAUUAGUUAUUGUGAUGUUUCAAGUUCAGAUCUAGCUGGCGUUCACAACUUGACCUCUCUUCUUAGCCUUGACCUGUCAAAUAAUCAGCUCACCAAGCCCAUACCUAUAUCAUUUGGUAACCUUUGUAAGUUGAAAGAGAUUGAUUUGUCAUUUAACCAUUUUGAUAAUAUGAGUUUAACAUACCUUCUUGAAAGUUUCUUGGAGUGCAAAUCACCUUGCUUGGAGUCAUUAGCCCUAAGGGCUACAGGACUUUCUGGUCAUCUACCAGAUCAACUUCGACAAUUGAUACAUUUGGUUAACCUGAAUCUUAGGUCAAACAGUUUCGUUGGCGUUAUUCUGAACUCAAUAGGAGGAUUAGCGUCGUUGGAGAUGUUAGACCUUUCGGACAACCAGCUGAAUGGUAGCUUCCCUGAUAGCCUCGGUCAACUUUCAAAGUUGAAUUAUUUAGAUCUUUCUUCCAAUUUGUUGACAGGUGUUGUCACAGAAGCUCAUUUUGCCAAACUAACCGGAUUGAAACUCCUAAAUGGAAGAGGAAACAACAUAAUCUUAAGACCGCAACUUGCCAAUUGGAUCCCGCCUUUCCAGCUUCAGCAUUUAGAUUUAAACUCUUGGGGUUUAGGGCCUCAAUUUCCAUCGUGGUUGCUAUCACAAAGGGAUUUAUCAGAUUUGGACAUAAGCAACACAAACAUUUCAGCACCCAUGCCUCCAUCAUUUUGGAUUUCAUUCCCCAAUUUGACGUAUUUAGAUAUGUCACAAAAUCAUUUCCAAGGAACGUUGCCAAGUUUCCCUGCAACACCUGAUGUAUAUGAUAUACUCGACUUGAGUUCUAACGAGUUUACAGGGAAAUUACCUCAUCUUUCAGAUGGUUUUUCUGCAUACCUUCUGGAUCUAUCAAAUAACUCCUUUACGGGAUCAUUGCAUCAUUUCUUGUGUCCCUAUGAUGAGAUACGAGUAGACGCUCUUAAUUUGGGAAAUAAUCAUUUGUCGGGUGUCAUUCCUGAGUGUUGGGUGAAGUGGCAGAGGUUGUUAUUCUUAAACUUGGAGAACAACAAUCUGUCUGGUGGGGUUCCAAAAACAUUGGGGUUUUCAUAUAACCUAGGUCAAUUGAACAUGCGUGGAAACAACCUCUCCGGAAGACUACCUACUUCAYUAAUGAACUUGWCAGDCUUAGAGUACCUUCUACUUGGUAGAAAUGAACUUGUUGGAUCCAUUCCAACAUGGCUUGGGAGAGAAUUGUCUAAUCUGAGAAGUCUCAAUCUUAGAUCGAACAAUUUUGAUGGAAAUAUUCCUCAAGAGCUCUGUCAUCUUACAAAGAUUCACAUUUUGGAUCUUUCUCACAACAAUCUCUCUGGAAAUAUUCCAAGAUGCUUCAACAACUUCAGUGUCCUUUCUGGGAAAGAAAGUGAUUCAAAUCAUUUAAAUCUUAUCUUUUCGAGUGAUUUUAAUGAGCUUCUCAUUAGUGAGUUAUUGGUGAUAAAGGGRCGAGAGGACAUGUAYAGCACUAUUCUUAGACUCAUCUUCGUGAUGGACCUUUCGAGUAACAAUUUUGUUGGGCACAUCCCRAGUGAGCUAAUGGCUCUUCGRAAGUUGAAUUCACUGAAUCUAUCAAGAAAUCAAUUGGUAGGAAGGAUCCCAGAGAAGAUUGGAGACUUGAAAUCACUUGAAUCUUUUGAUUUAUCAUUAAACAAGCUUUCUGGGGAGCUUCCCGCGAGCUUGUCAAGCUUGAGUUUCUUGAGCAACUUCAAUGUGUCCUACAACAGUUUUACGGGAAGAAUACCAUCAAGUACUCAGUUGCAGAGCCUGAAUGAGUUCAGCUUCAUUGGCAACAACCUUUGUGGAGAUCCACUCACAAAGCAAUGUGCAGUUGAAGUAGGUGCCAUAAACCAAGUAGAAGAAGAAGAUGAUGAAGAUGGAGCGGAUAUGGGGUUGAUCAUCAGCAUUGUGCUUGGCUUGGUUACUGGUUUUUGGAUGAUUGUGGCACCGUUGAUGGUCAUCAGAUCAUGGAGGAUUGUAUAUUUUCGUUUCUUAACUCGUGUGGGGUAUAUGGUUUAUGAUGUUAUGCAAAAGUGUUUUUGCAACAUGUUUUCCAAGUGA
This is a messenger RNA of Cynara cardunculus var. scolymus (artichoke), 3057 nucleotides long. Its product is annotated as receptor-like protein EIX2. Gene Ontology annotation, molecular function: protein binding. The transcript has a single exon. The coding region runs from base 1 to 3057 and encodes 1018 amino acids. NCBI's taxonomy places the organism in Eukaryota, Viridiplantae, Streptophyta, Magnoliopsida, Asterales, Asteraceae. The record is from RefSeq and is a predicted model, not a curated record.